Messenger RNA from Oppia nitens, 1114 nucleotides. Its product is annotated as endoplasmic reticulum-Golgi intermediate compartment protein 1-like. Gene Ontology annotation, cellular component: endoplasmic reticulum membrane; Golgi membrane; endoplasmic reticulum. Gene Ontology annotation, biological process: retrograde vesicle-mediated transport, Golgi to endoplasmic reticulum; endoplasmic reticulum to Golgi vesicle-mediated transport. The record is from RefSeq and is a predicted model, not a curated record. The transcript has 5 exons. NCBI's taxonomy places the organism in Eukaryota, Metazoa, Arthropoda, Arachnida, Sarcoptiformes, Oppiidae. The coding region runs from base 127 to 1011 and encodes 294 amino acids.
GUAAGUAAAGUUAUAUUAAUAUCAUAUAUGACUCCACGUGUACUCAAUAGCAGUGAUUGUGUUAUUAAUUAUAUAAACGAUGGCUUUUGAUGUCCGCCGGUAUAGUAAUGAUUGUAAUGUCUGUUAAUGUCUGUAAUGAUAAUAAAUGGUAUAAUUGUUGACAGUCUGGAUGUGUAUCGUAAGAUUCCUCAAGACUUGACUCAACCAACAGUGACCGGCGCUUUCAUAUCCAUCUGUUGUUUACUUAUAAUAAGUUAUCUCUUUAUCGCUGAAUUGGUUGCCUUUAUAUCAACCGAAGUAAGCAGUGAACUCUUUGUCGACAAUAUCGGUGAAAAUAAUAAAAUAUCGGUGCGUUUAAACAUAUCAUUGCCACGACUGUCUUGUAGUGUGAUUGGACUGGACAUACAAGACGAUAAUGGCAGACAUGAGGUCGGGUUUAUUGAAAAUACCGAAAAGUUUGAGAUUGAAAGUGGUAUUGGAUGUCGGUUUGAAAGUCGGUUUCAAAUCAAUAGAGUUGCGGGAAAUUUCCACGUUUCCACUCAUUCGGCUCAUAAACAACCAGAAUCUAUAGAUAUGACUCAUUUGAUCCAUGAGAUUAGUUUUGGUGAUGAAAUGCAAUAUUUCGAUAUUAACGCAAACUUCAAUCCACUUAAAUCUAUGGAUAAAACUAAAGCCGAAGCCAUUGAAUCGCAUGAAUACCACAUAAAGAUUGUGCCGACAAUAUAUGAUGACUUGAGUGGCAAUUAUGCUAAUGGUUUUCAAUACACUUAUGCUUAUAAAAGCCAUAUAGCGUUCACACAUCACGGCAUUGGUAUGCCUGCCAUUUGGUUCCGAUAUGAUUUGACACCAAUAACAGUCAAAUAUACGCGAAAACGUAAACCAUUGUAUAGUUUUUUAACGAUGAUAUGCGCUAUAAUUGGUGGUACCUUUAGUGUUGCCGGUAUUAUAGACUCAAUCAUUUUUACGGCAUCUAAUGUUUUCAGGAAAUUUGAAUUAGGAAAACUUAGCUAGUUUAGUUUAGUUUAUUUAUCACUUUAUAUUAUUUAUUAAAUUAUACUCAAAGUAAUGUGUUAUCAAAAUAUGAAUAAAUAAAUUAUUUUACACUUUCUUAAUC